AUGCGCCCGAGGACCGCGCCUAGGCCGCCGGCGCUGCUGCCGCCGCUCCUGCUUUUGCUCCUGGUGGCGGCGCCCACGGAGGGCAAGGGCUGCAUCUGUAAAGACAAAGGCCAGUGCUUCUGUGAUGGGGCCAAAGGGGAGAAGGGGGAGAAAGGCUUCCCAGGACCCCCUGGGCCUCCCGGCCAGAAGGGUUACCCGGGUCCCGAAGGCCUGCCUGGACCACAGGGACCCAAGGGCUCUCCAGGAUCUCCAGGACUGACUGGUGCCAAAGGCGUGAGGGGAAUAACUGGAUUACCAGGAUUUUCAGGUUCUCCUGGACUUCCAGGCAUCCCGGGCCAUCCUGGACCUUAUGGACUUGCUGGUUUGCCAGGAUGCAAUGGUUCCAAGGGAGAGCCAGGGUUCCCAGGACUUCGGGGGACACCAGGCUACCCAGGGAUGCCGGGUGUCGCUGGUUUGAAAGGAGAAAAGGGCACUCCUGCUGAAGCAGAAGGUGUAGGCCUUGAUGGAAAAGGUGACCCUGGGUUGCCAGGAGCUCCUGGAUUCCAGGGUUUGCCAGGCCUUCCAGGUUUUCCUGGACCUGCGGGUCCACUUGGCCCUCCAGGAUUCCUUGGCUUUCCGGGAGCCAUGGGACCUCCAGGACCUAAGGGUCACAUGGGCGAUAACGUGCUAGGACAGAAAGGAGAGCGGGGUGUGAAAGGAUUAACAGGACCGCCUGGACCACCAGGAACAGUUAUUGUGACUCUAACCGGCCCUGAUAACAGAACGGACCUCAAGGGAGAGAAGGGAGACCGGGGAGCCAUGGGACAGUCCGGACCCCCUGGACCCUCCGGGCCACCUGGAGAAUCUUAUGGAUCAGAAAAAGGUGCUCCUGGAGAACCAGGCCCGCAGGGAAAGCCUGGAAAAGAUGGUGCCCCCGGUUUUCCUGGUACUGAGGGAGCCAAAGGCGAUAAGGGUUUCCCUGGGUUAAGGGGUGAAGAUGGCAUUAAGGGGUGGAAAGGAAACGCUGGCCCUCCAGGAUUUCGUGGUCCAACAGAAUAUUAUGAUGCAUACCAGGAAAAGGGAGAUGAAGGAAUUCCAGGCCUACCAGGGCCCAAGGGAGCUCGUGGCCCACAGGGUCCCAGUGGUCCCCCUGGAGCCCCUGGAAGUCCUGGGUCAUCAAGGCCUGGCCUCCAAGGAGCCCCUGGAGUACCUGGUGUGAAAGGAAGUAAAGGGGAGCAAGGACCCCCAGGAAAGACUGCAGCAGGGCCUCCUGGGUCCCCCGGCUGUCCUGGUUCUCCAGGUCCUAUGGGGUUCCCGGGACCUCCAGGCCCACCAGGUGGUAUUGUUUUUCGUGAAGGUCCACCUGGAGUCGGUGGAUAUCCAGGCCAUAUAGGGUCGCCAGGUAUCCCAGGAGUCGGUGGACCCAAAGGGGAGCCGGGCCUCUUGUGCGCACAGUGUCCUUAUGUCCCAGGAUCUCCAGGCCCCCCUGGAUUGCCAGGGUUAGAAGGUGAAAAAGGAUUCCAAGGAGAACCAGGGGCAGCUGGCAUUAAAGGAAGCCCAGGGUCCCCAGGAACUGCUGGUCUUCCAGGAUUUCCAGGAUUCCCAGGUGCUCAGGGUCAGCCAGGACUUAAAGGAGAAAAAGGUGAAGCAUCUCAGCCAGAGGGACAAGUGGGUGCCCCAGGGGAUCCAGGACUCCGAGGACAUCCUGGAAGAAAGGGCUUGGAUGGCAUUCCUGGAACUCCGGGAGUGAAAGGAUUUCCAGGACCUAAAGGAGAACCGGCCCUGAGUGGUGAGAAGGGGGACCCAGGUCUUCCAGGGGAUCCUGGUAUCCCUGGGUCCCCAGGACCCAUAGGCCCGGCUGGAGCAUCAGACUAUGGACCACAGGGAGAGCCUGGUCCAAAGGGCGCCCAAGGACUUCCUGGAGCCCCUGGACCACCUGGAGAAGCCGGUCCUGAGGGAGAAACUGGUGUUUCGACACCAGUCCCAGGGCCCCCAGGACCCCCUGGGCCUCCAGGCCGUGCUGGUCCCCGGGGUCCACCUGGUAUCCCUGGAUCCACAGGAGAAUGUGAUCUGGGUCUCCCGGGGCCUGAUGGUGAACCAGGAAUUCCAGGAAUUGGAUUCCCUGGGCCUCCUGGACCUAAGGGAGACCGAGGUUUUCCAGGAACCAAAGGAUCACCAGGUUGUCCUGGAGAAAUGGGAAAGCCAGGCUUACCUGGAAAGCCAGGCCUCCCAGGAAUCAAGGGAGAGCCAGGACUAGCCAUGCCUGGAGAACCCGGAGCGCCAGGUUUGCCAGGAGAAAGAGGCAGCUCUGGGGAAACUGGAGAAAUUGGACUCCCUGGACUUCCGGGUCUCCCUGGAGUUCCAGGAACUGGGGGGCUUGAUGGACCACGAGGGGAUCCAGGGAAGCCUGGGCCGCCUGGAGAAAGAGGACCCCCAGGGAGGUGCACAGAGGGUCCCAUGGGAGCUCUAGGACUUCCAGGCUUAAACGGACUGAAAGGGCAGCCAGGCAGAAGAGGUGAAACAGGGCCAAAGGGAGACCCAGGUAUCCCGGGCUUGGAUAGGUCAGGAUUUCCUGGAGAACCUGGACUACCAGGAACACCAGGUCACCGAGGGGAGAUGGGACCACCUGGUCCAAAAGGAUAUCCAGGAAAUCCAGGAUUUUUAGGGCCACCAGGUGAAAAAGGAAUAAUGGGGAUGAUGGGGUUUCCAGGCCACAUUGGUCCCCCAGGGCCUCCUGGGAACCCAGGCACCCCAGGACAGAGGGGGAGCUUUGGAAUUCCAGGAGUAAAGGGUGAAAGAGGACCCCCAGGAGCCAAGGGGGAGCAGGGAGAGAGAGGAACUCCCGGGUCUCCCCAGAUAUUCCACUUAGUGGGGGACAAAGGGGAGCCAGGACUCAAAGGACUUGCAGGAAAGCCUGGUGAGAAAGGAAACAGAGGCAGUCCAGGGUUACCGGGUAUAAAAGGACUCCCAGGGCUUCCUGGACCAGCAGGACCACCAGGUCCCAGAGGAGAGCCGGGCAGCAUUGGGAAUCCCGGUGAGCCAGGACCACGUGGCAUCCCAGGAAGCAUGGGAAACAUAGGAGUACCAGGUACUAAAGGAAUGAAGGGAACUGUGGGAUUCCCGGGUCUAGCUGGAAGUCCAGGCCUCCCAGGUAUUCAUGGUCUCCAAGGAGAUAAGGGAGAGCCAGGUUACUCAGAAGGUGCAAGGCCAGGACCACCAGGACCAAAGGGAGAUCCAGGAUUGCCAGGUGACAUGGGCAAGAAAGGCGAAAGAGGGCCCCCUGGCGCACCUGGACGUUCGGGGCCUGCUGGACCAGAGGGACUUCCUGGGAGUCCCGGACCCCCUGGCCACCCAGGGAAGUCUGGUCCUGGUGGUGAUUUGGGGUCCAAAGGAAUCAAAGGCUUCCCUGGCUUUCCAGGAAUAAAAGGCCCUCCAGGUCCUCCAGGAUUGCCAGGAAAUCCUGGCCCAGUGGGUGAGAGAGGUAAUCAAGGACUUGAUGGAAUUCCUGGUCCAGCCGGAGAAAAAGGAGAAACAGGCUUGCUGGGAGCACCUCCAGGUCCAAGAGGAAAACCUGGUCCUCAAGGAGCCAAAGGAGACAGGGGAGCACCAGGCUUGCCCGGCCUCCCUGGCAGGAAAGGGCCAGUGGGAGAUGCUGGGCCUCCAGGGCCCAUUGGCAUGACAGGACCGCAAGGGGCACCAGGCUUUCCUGGUGUAACCAUCCCUGGCCAGAAAGGAGAUCGAGGUCCACCUGGCUCCAGAGGAAACCCAGGCGUGCCUGGUCCUCCUGGGCCUCCAGGGAGUCCCGUAGAAGGCAUGAAAGGAGACAAGGGGUUGAUGGGAGAGCCUGGCCAAAGAGGUCCACCUGGAGCUGUAGGAGACAUGGGGCCACCGGGUCCUCCGGGAGCACCAGGUGUCCCUGGUCAGCCAGGGGCCAGAGGUGAUCCUGGAUUCUAUGGAUUUCCAGGCUUGAAAGGGGAGAAGGGUAAUUCAGGAUUUCCAGGACCACCGGGGCCUCCAGGGCAAAUUGGGCCAAAAGGACCACCUGGUGUACGUGGAGAGCCUGGCACAGUGAAAAUCAUCUCCCUUCCAGGAAGCCCAGGCCCACCUGGUUCAGCUGGAGAACCAGGGAUGCAAGGAGAACCCGGGCCCCCAGGACCACCAGGAGAUCCAGGACCCUGUGGGCCAAAAGGUAAACCCGGGGAGGAUGGUCUACCAGGACCUCCAGGACCAACUGGAGAAAAAGGCAACAAAGGUUCUAAAGGAGAGCAAGGACCACCUGGAUCCGAUGGCCUGCCAGGCUUGAAGGGGAGGUCUGGAGACACUGGACCACCCGCAGCAGGGACAGCGAUGAGGGGCUUUGUCUUCACCCGGCACAGCCAGACCACAGCGGUCCCCUCCUGUCCAGAAGGGACAGAGCCACUCUACAGUGGGUUUUCUCUUCUCUUUGUACAAGGAAAUGAACAAUCCCAUGGACAAGACCUGGGAACACUUGGCAGCUGCCUGCAGCGAUUUACCACAAUGCCAUUCUUAUUCUGCAAUAUCAACGAUGUAUGUAAUUUCGCAUCUCGAAAUGAUUAUUCAUACUGGCUGUCAACACCAGCUAUGAUACCAAUGGACAUGGCUCCAAUUACUGGCAGGGCCCUGGAGCCUUAUAUUAGCAGAUGCACGGUCUGUGAAGGUCCUGCAAUUGCCAUAGCUGUUCACAGCCAAACCACUGAUAUCCCCCCCUGUCCUGCUGGCUGGAUUUCUCUCUGGAAAGGCUUUUCUUUCAUCAUGUUCACAAGUGCUGGUUCGGAGGGUGCUGGGCAAGCCCUCGCAUCCCCCGGCUCCUGCCUGGAAGAAUUCCGAGCCAGUCCAUUUAUAGAAUGUCAUGGAAGAGGAACAUGCAACUACUAUUCAAAUUCCUACAGUUUCUGGUUGGCUUCAUUAGACCCCAAAAGAAUGUUCAGAAAACCCAUUCCAUCAACUGUGAAAGCUGGGGAGUUAGAAAACAUAAUAAGUCGCUGUCAAGUGUGCAUGAAGAGGAGACCAUGAAGAAAUAAAGAAAAAAUAAAACUGUUACUUUUCAUCCUAAAUAACCAAGUAAUAUUGCAGAACAUGCACUUAUUUAAGUAUCUUUCUCUCUUGGAACACCAGUACAAAGUUUCUAUUUGUUUCCCCACAUAACAAAGCCUUAAGUUAGUUCUGUGAUACUGGUCUCUAAAUCUGUACUGUGUCAAAGUUCCCUAAUGCAAAGCACUAAGCUUUUCACAAAGUAUCACCAAAAUCUUGUAUUUCACUUUUAUCCCAUGCACUAAGUAAAUGGUGAUUGUAUAAAGUUUGAUACUACAAGUGAAGAGCUAUUUGGUCCACUGGAUUCCCAGGAUUCACCCCCCUUUCUAUUCCAAUCUUGGAGACUCAGGGAGGCUAAUUCUGUUUUAGAUUGCCUGAUCACCCUAUUCCCAAAGCUUUAGACCCUGGGUAGGGAAGGGGAUGAAAUGGGAUAUUAGAGCAUCAUGAAUAAACUGGACUUUCAAACCUGGUGAGUAAUCUAAGACCUAAGGGAACCAGAAUUGAAUUGAGGUUCAUGGAUUGUCUAGUGCUUUUUCAAACACACCCAAGACUAAGGCCAGAAGGGGGCUGCCCUGAACGGAAUAAUAAUAGCCUUAGAAAUACUGUAUGGUUUUGGUUUACAUUUUUUAAAAGACAUUUUUGUUUGUCCAUUGAAUUCAUUUUACUACAGCAAUAUAGCUUGCUUAUAUUCAAACAGAUAUAAUUUUUACCCUUAGUAAAUUAACUACACCCACACAAAUAACAGAUUCCUUGAUGUGCACUUUAUCCCCAUCCCUAUAAAUGCUGGUGCAUACCUUAUAAACUAGCAGGUCAGCAACCCAUGGAAUAACUGAAGGCAUUUGUUGGCUAAUCAGGAUCAAAAUAUUUUUCAUUUUCUCUAAAUAUUCCAUUUAACCUGGGUGUUCAGAGAUGUAUUCCCUUGUUAACUACAUAAUUCUUCCUUUGUUAAAGACAUGUUUUUGAUAUUACAUAUUCUUAUAAACCAUUGGAAGAGUCCAUUGUGUAAAAAUUUUGAUGUACAAAUUGUAUAGUUUGGUGGUUUUAUGUCUUAAAACUUGCUUUUCAGUGUGUUGAUAACAUUCCCAAGUUUACCUAAUUCAACUUAAGAUUUUAUUCAAAACCAAGUCAUAUCCCAGGUGCUGCACUAAAUUAUAGACACUAAAAGGAUGAAAACAGAUUUGUUUCUGAUCCACUAUCUCAGAGAAGGUAACUUACUGUUUCUGUUAAGAAUUCUACUUGUCUAAGUUGUUUUUCCUCCUUUUUUCUCUUUGUUCUUAUAUUUCAUCAGAAUAAUUCAGCAGGCCUCAAUAUAGGUUCAAAAAUAAUAUUUACGCCCAGGGAAAGCCCAGGACAUCUAGCUUCUCCUAGGCAUUACAGAAGCCAAGGUCUGAAAAUGUUAACAAAAUGAAAAUCUAAAAAACCUUAAAGACCAUUUAUACUUGAUAGUAGCACUAUUUGAUGAAUCUCAGAGGCCAGAUGUCCAGAGAUAAAGCUCUGCAGAUGCUUCUUAAUCCACCGAGGUGGAGUUGGUGGUGCUGAUAUUUAAAUUCAGGUUAUUGCUUCAACCUCAGUUGCUUUGUAAAUGAAGGUGUGACCCCAGAGGAAAGCACAGACUGUGACCUUAGUUGGCAUCCUUCACUGCUCAUGUGACUUUCAAGCGAUUUUUACAUUUAAGCUGAGAAAUGCAUUUUACUUAGAUUAUUUGCUUAGACUCACCUUAUACUAAGGCUUUUUUUUUUUUGCUUUAAAUAUAUCCAACUUUUUUAAUUGUACCAUAAUGGCAUAAGGCUAGCUGAUCUACACAAACCCUCUGUAGGUCAGCAGUUCUCAAAAUGUGGUCCCUGGACCAGCAGCAUCAGCAGCAUCUGGGUACUUGCCAUCAAUGCAAAUGCUUAGCCUAGACAUUUAGAAUCAGAAACUCUGGGGGAAAGACCCAGAAAUGCAUAUUUUAACAAGCUUCUCCAGGUGAUUUCUGAUUGAGAACUGUUCUAGGCAAACAUCCAAGAAACUAUUCUACAGACAGUUACCACUGUCUGUAUAAAUAAGGCCAACCAAUAUUGCUCCAUCCAUACCUCUCUUUAAAGUCCAAAAUCAAAAGUGACCUCAAGGUCAUCUAAUUUUACUAAUGAGUUAAAGCCCUAUAUUGGUGCUAAUGGCAAAUGACUGGCCUCUGCUUGUCCCCAGGCUCCCUCCUUUCUUGUCCCAUUAUCAGUGUUUAACUUCUGAGGAAGACAAGUGAUGCUAAAACAUUAGAUCCCAAUGAAGCCAUAUUGAAAGUGGCUCAGUUCCCCUUCUAAGACUGAGCAUUGAAACACAGCUCAGGAGCAUUACUUUCCAGAUACCCAUCAGUAGUUUAUAAAGUUAUGAAGAUUUAACUUUGUAGAUAAAAUGUAAAUAACUUGUUUCUUUUAAAUCUGGGGUUUCAACUUUGGAAUUUCACAGUGUGCUGAAAUAAUGGGUUUCUCAGAGGUGUUUUUGCAAGAUAAACAUUAUUAAAUAACUUAUUUAUAAAAGUAUUACAAUAAUUCUAAAUUUGAAUUUUAUUGCUAAUUUAACUUACAAAGUUUUUUCUAUGCAUCCAGUGCAACUUACUGCUACUAAACUUAAUUUAAUAUUUACUCUAUAACCAAAUGAAAUAUAUUUAAAAUAUAUUGAAUAUUUUAUAUUAUUAUAUCUUGACAAUUACAAUGUUGUACUAAUAUUUCUGUAAUUACACCUUAAAUAUUAUGUUGUUGUAUUGUCUAAGAAUAAAAUUGAAAAA
Messenger RNA from Odocoileus virginianus texanus, 7792 nucleotides. The record is from RefSeq and is a predicted model, not a curated record. Lineage: Eukaryota; Metazoa; Chordata; Mammalia; Artiodactyla; Cervidae.